AUGACCGACACAUCGGCGGAGAUACGGCGCGAGACGGACUCGAUCGGCGCGAUCGACGUGCCCGCGAGUGCCUAUUGGGGUGCUCAGACGCAGCGCAGCCUGCAGAACUUCAAGAUCGGCGGCGAGCGCAUGCCGCCGCCGCUGAUCCGGGCGCUCGGCAUCAUCAAGCAGGCGGCGGCGCGGGUGAACGUCGAAGCGGGCCUGCUCGAUGCCGAGGUCGGCGCGGUAAUCGAUACGGCCGCAGGCGAGGUCAUCUCGGGCGCGCUCGACGACCACUUCCCCCUCGUCGUCUGGCAGACCGGCUCGGGCACCCAGAGCAACAUGAACGCCAACGAGUCGUCCAACGACACCUUCCCGACCGCGAUGCACAUCGCCGCCGUGGAGCAGUGCCACCACCUGCUGCUGCCGGCGCUCGAGCAUCUGCACCGGGCGCUUGCGGCGAAAUCGGAGGCCUUCGCCGAUAUCGUCAAGAUCGGCCGGACCCAUCUUCAGGACGCGACGCCGCUCACCCUCGGCCAGGAGUUCUCCGGCUACGCGACGCAGGUGGAGUACGGUAUCGAGCGCGUGCGUGCCGCGCUGCCCAGGCUUUGUGCGCUUGCUCAGGGCGGCACCGCCGUCGGCACCGGGCUCAACACCAAGGCCGGCUUCGAUGCGCGCUUCGCGGCCGAGGUCGCCGCGCUCACCGGGCUUCCCUUCAGGACCGCCGAGAACAAGUUCGAAGCCAUCGCCGCCAACGACGCGGUCGUGGAGAUGUCGGGCGCGCUCAACACCGUGGCUGCGAGCCUGAUGAAGAUCGCCAACGACAUCCGGCUUCUCGCGUCGGGCCCGCGCUGCGGCCUGGGCGAGCUCGAAUUGCCGGCGAACGAGCCGGGCUCCUCGAUCAUGCCCGGGCAAGGUCAACCCGACUCAGGCGGAGGCGCUGACCAUGGUGGCCGCCCAGGUCAUGGGCAAUAA
Molecule: messenger RNA, 954 nt
Organism: Geodia barretti
Lineage: Eukaryota; Metazoa; Porifera; Demospongiae; Tetractinellida; Geodiidae
Source: the annotation of a GenBank genome assembly